This is a messenger RNA of Pelobates fuscus (common spadefoot toad), 1803 nucleotides long. It is a transcript of the gene SP5, whose product is annotated as Sp5 transcription factor. The transcript has 2 exons. The coding region runs from base 256 to 1377 and encodes 373 amino acids. Gene Ontology annotation, biological process: regulation of transcription by RNA polymerase II. The record is from RefSeq and is a predicted model, not a curated record. NCBI's taxonomy places the organism in Eukaryota, Metazoa, Chordata, Amphibia, Anura, Pelobatidae. Gene Ontology annotation, molecular function: DNA-binding transcription factor activity, RNA polymerase II-specific; RNA polymerase II cis-regulatory region sequence-specific DNA binding.
CGGCAAAGUCCUUAUCAAAUUGUUGGAGGUACUCCUGCUGUAGUCAGUCAGUCAAGAGGCUGCUUGGAGGGAGGGAAGGUGGGAGGAGGUCCAUCCCAAGUUGUCCCCCCUGGAAAAAACACAAACACAAACAAACUGGAAUCUUUGACCUGCUGGGGAGACAGUCACUGAGUAUCACGUCCUCUCCAUGACUCUCCAACAAGGUCCUCUCUCAACAGCAAGAAGCCUUUGGCCAGCUUUAGGACCAGGAGGACCAUGGCAGCUGUGGCAGUGCUGAGGAAUGACCAUCUGCAGACAUUUCUACAGGACAGAACUCCUAGUGCUUCACCAGAUGUUGGGAAACAUUCUCCCUUGGCUCUUUUGGCAGCCACCUGCAGUCGAAUUGGGCAACAUGGAGGAGGUCCACCUGACUUUCUUCAAGUUCCUUAUGACCCUACCAUUGGUUCUCCAUCAAGGAUUUUCCAUCCAUGGACUAAUGAAAUAUCUACGCAUUCCCCUGGAGGAAUUCCACCUCACAGCGCACUUGGUCUUGUAACCCCUACGAAUCAGAUCUCAUCUCAUAUCCAGUCCUCCUUUGUUGCACAUGAACUACCUUUAACUCCUCCAGCAGAUCCUUCUUAUCCAUAUGACUUUACACCCGUUAAAAUGUUACCCUCGUCUAUGGCUGCUUUCCAGUCUUCUAACUGUCAGUCCUAUGUUUCUGCUGUCCCUUAUGCUGCAGGAGCCCCCAUCACAUCUGCCAUCCAUGGGUUUGUACCUGGUCACUCUAAUCUGAUACAUCAGCAGCCGAGACAAUUAUCUCCUAACCCGGCAGAAGAUAUUCCGUGGUGGAGCAUUACACAAGCCAACCAAGUAACCCACCACUCUCCAAUUGCCCAUCCUCACCGUUUUCCUAUCCAGAGAGGGUUAGUCCUGGGACAUUCUGACUUUGCACAGUAUCAGACUCAAAUUGCAGCUCUUCUGCAAACCAAAUCUCCUCUUGCCACGGCAAGGAGAUGUCGAAGAUGCAGGUGUCCCAACUGUCAAUCAUCUAGUGGCACUGAAGAGCCUGGUAAGAAAAAACAACACAUCUGUCACAUUCCUGGAUGUGGGAAAGUUUAUGGUAAAACUUCUCACCUUAAGGCCCACCUGAGGUGGCAUUCUGGUGAAAGGCCUUUCAUUUGCAACUGGAUAUUCUGUGGCAAAAGCUUCACCAGAUCAGAUGAACUACAGAGGCAUCUGAGGACUCAUACUGGUGAAAAGAGGUUUGUGUGCUCCGAAUGUGGGAAAAGAUUCAUGAGAAGUGACCAUCUAGCUAAGCAUGUGAAAACUCAUCAAAACAAAAAAGUGAAAGGGUUGGAGAGAACAGUAAAACAGGAGCAAAACAAAGACCACUAGAGGAAGCUCAAAAAUCUCUCUAUUGUGCAAUAUAUUGGAAUACUUUGUACUGUAAGGCUGUGCUUCAAAGUGAAGUUUGGACUAUUACAACUUUGAAACUAAAAUAAAAGCACAUGUGGAAGUCAGUCUCUUUACUGUACAUGAUUAUUUUUUACCUUUGGAAUUGCUAGGGUAAAAAAAAAAUGGAUUUUUGGGAUGAUUAUGUAUUUUAUGUAAAUUAACAAACAUGAGUGUUUAAUAACGCGAAGACCUGACUUUUCCUGAAGGCUAAUGUUCCAUGCAAACUAUUUACUGGCUUUUGUUAAAGUUUCUUUUUUUUCUUUGUCCAUUCAUUUCAGCAUGCAUUAUUGGUUGUGUCAUUGUGGUUAUCAAAAAAAAUAGGUUCAUGUCAAAUAAAUAAUGAUAUCGCUGUUUCAAAAGAUCAAA